This is a messenger RNA of Parnassius mnemosyne (clouded apollo), 1338 nucleotides long. The record is from the annotation of a GenBank genome assembly. NCBI's taxonomy places the organism in Eukaryota, Metazoa, Arthropoda, Insecta, Lepidoptera, Papilionidae.
AUGAGCUAUUCAAAAUUUGAUUUAACUUUCAAAAUUGGUCAAUACUUAGACCGACAUCUCGUAUUUCCACUAUUAGAAUUCUUAGCAGCAAAAGAGACUUAUGAUCAGUCAGAAUUACUGCAAGCUAAAUUGGAGAUUCUAAGUAAAACUAACAUGAUUGACUAUGUUAUAGACAUUAGAAGAAUGUUGUAUCCAAACGAAGAUACUCCAGAGGAAAUCAAGGCUCGCAGAGGUGUGGUUCUGUCUCAGCUGCAAGAACUACAAGAUGCAGUAGAGCCAGUUCUGAGACUUAUGCAAAGGGAUGAUGUUAUGAAGACAGUUGAAACAAUGAGAGACCCUAAAACUCUCAUAAAUUACUUAACCACCAAUAGAGAAUUUGAGUUUAAAAUUGAAAUGAUAGACAGUAUGUACCAAUUAGCCAAAUAUCGGUAUGAGUGUGGAAACUAUGUGGAAUCUGCAUCAUACCUUUACUUCUGUCAACUGGUCAUGUCUCCUACUGAUAAGAAUUAUCUCUCGGUUCUAUGGGGAAAAUUAGCUAGUGAGAUAUUAGUCCAAAAUUGGGAUGGUGCUCUCGACGAUUUAACCAAGUUGCGCGAGUUUAUAGAUAACGGUGGCGCUGGCGCUACUGCUAGUAAUAUGCAAGCUCUUCAACAACGCACUUGGCUGGUUCACUGGUCACUUUUUGUCUUCUUUAACCACGUGAAAGGUCGUGACCUCAUCAUCGAAAUGUUCCUUUACAAGCCAUUGUAUCUAAACGCCAUUCAAACCAUGUGUCCACAUAUUUUGCGUUACUUGGCUACUGCUGUAAUUAUAAACAGAUCCCGCAGGAAUGCUUUGAAAGAUCUGGUAAAAGUUAUACAACAAGAAGCUUAUACCUACAGGGAUCCUAUUACAGAAUUUAUUGAACAUCUGUAUGUGAACUUCGAUUUUGAAGCAGCACGCAGAAAAUUAAACCAGUGUCAAGCAGUUCUUCUUACAGACUUCUUUUUAAUUGCUUGCUUAGACGAAUUUGUGGAGAAUGCUCGUUUGAUGAUAUUUGAAACAUUCUGCAGAAUUCAUCAGGUUAUCAGUAUUGGUAUGUUAGCGGAAAAUUUGAAUAUGCAGCCAGAUGAGGCUGAAUGUUGGAUUGUCAACCUGAUUCGGAAUGCACGUCUUGAUGCCAAGAUAGAUUCUAAACUAGGCCAUGUCGUAAUGGGUGCGCAGCCUCUUUCGCCUUACCAGCAAUUAGUAGAGAGAAUUGAUUCAUUGGCUGUCAGGUCAGAAGCUCUGACAUCUUUAGUAGAAAGAAAACACAAGGCCCGUAAUCAAGAUAUUCGUUGGGGUACGCAAGAAUUUUAA